This is a messenger RNA of Chara braunii, 2545 nucleotides long. The record is from the annotation of a GenBank genome assembly. NCBI's taxonomy places the organism in Eukaryota, Viridiplantae, Streptophyta, Charophyceae, Charales, Characeae.
UUCCGACGGUUGUGAUUUUGCACUUUAUGCGAAGAAUUCGUUCCGACGGUUGGUCGGUGCGCGCUCGCCCUAUCGGAUCCAACGAGGUGGCGCAUUGCUUCAAAAAUGUUGCGCGAGGCGCGGCAGGUUUGGAUGAUGACUAUCGGCGCGUCGAAAUCGCAGGGCGCGGGGAUUGAACUCUUCCCGCGCUCGGUGUCGGCUCUCCGCGCUGCGUCAGCAAUCCACGGCGGGAGGUGGGUGGGUAUCGGCGCUGUUGCGCCCUGUGACUCAGCGCAGCCUCGUCAUCCCGCCGGUUGUCCGCAGGACGUUGACCGGGCGGCUGCGUUGACUGCGACCUGUGCGGCCCACGCGGGCGCCAGCAGUGAGUGCGGGUGUUUGAGGUCGUCGCACAUGGCGGUCGCACAUCCCUCUUUAGGAUCCACGCGGCUUGCCGCCCUUCUUCAACUCCCUUCCUCUCGAGCUCCUAGGCUUGAUGAGCCUGUCCUUUCCACGUCAGCCCGUUUUCCCUCUCCCUCCUCCUCCUCCUCCUCCUCCUUCUUCUCCUCUUCCUAUUCCUCUCUCUCCUCCUCUCUCUCCUCCUCUCUCACCUCCUCUCCCUCCUCGGAGCGGCCUCUCUGCCGCACGUUGACAAAUGGCGCCGCCUCCUCUUCGCUAAUGGCCGCCGCCGCCCACAUGACGCUCCCUUCUUCUGCGAACGGGACGUCGCACCGGCCGCCCACUCCCGUCUGCGCGGCACCAUCAACGGCUCUCCAACCUGCCGCCCCCAGCGCCACUUGCCGGCGCCGGCGCCGUUCUUGCGGGAGCCCUCGGACCGGUUGGCGCCACGUCACUCGGGAGAUCGGUCUCAAUGUCUUCGCCGAUGCGGUAUCGGGAUCGCGAGGCAAGGUGUCGACGGCCGCCACCGCCAAAUCGGAAGGGCAAGGCUCCACCCUUACGCGCGAAGAACUGGUGCGAGAGGGCGAUCCCACAAACAAUGUGUCGGAUGCAAUUUUCACAAGACUUGGAAUGCAGUUGCACAAUCGACCAAAUCAUCCGCUAAGCAUUCUCAAAAAUGUCAUCUACAGUUAUUUUGAUGAGAGGUGCCCGAAAAUGUUCAACAAAUUUGACAAUCUCAGUCCUAUUGUUUCGACAAAAAUGAACUUUGAUGAAGUGCUUGUACCUGCGGAUCACGUCAGCCGAAGUUACAAUGACACGUACUACAUCGACCAGGAGACGGUCCUUCGGUGCCAUACGAGUGCACACCAGGCAGAAAUGCUGCGGGGCGGAAACACACACUUCUUAGUGACGGGCGAUGUCUAUCGCAGGGACUCUAUCGAUGCGACACAUUAUCCUGUUUUCCAUCAGAUGGAAGGUGUGAGGUUGUUCACCCGUGCGGAUUGGGAGGCUGCAGGGAUGGACGGAAUAGCCAUGGCAGAGAAAGAUCUGAAGGAGACACUGGAGGGACUAGCACAACGACUCUUCGGCUCUGUUGAAAUGAGAUGGGUGGACACAUACUUCCCGUUCACGGAUCCAUCUUUUGAGCUGGAAAUUUUCUUCCAGGGAGAAUGGUUGGAGGUGCUUGGUUGUGGUGUCAUGGAGCAGCAGAUCCUCGUAAACUGCGGCCGCCCAGAUGAUAAGGCCUGGGCUUUCGGCCUCGGGCUUGAGAGACUGGCGAUGGUUCUGUUUGACAUUCCGGACAUCCGCCUGUUUUGGACGGAUGAUGAGCGGUUCACAGGUCAGUAUCCCCCUUGCUUCAAGGACAUCAGUUUCUGGAUAAGCGAUUCUUUCACCGAGAACAAUCUUUGCGAGGUUGUGAGGGCGGCGGCGGGCGACUUGGCUGAGGAGGUGAAACUCAUUGAUGAAUUCACAAAUAAGCAGGGCAUGACCAGUCAUUGUUAUCGAAUAGCGUACCGCUCCAUGGAUCGAUCUUUGACGGAUGAGGAGAUAAACAGAAUCCAGGAAGCCGUUCGCAAAGAUGUGGAGGGAAAAUUGAAGGUUACGCUUCGCUGAGACCCCUGCCACAGUGUACCAAUUCUUCUAGAGAAGCAGACAGAGAACGAGCGGGGUAGAGAGAGAGAGAGAGAGAGAGAGAGAGAGAGAGAGAGAGAGAGAGUUUGGAAAGGAGAUUGACAAUGAGAGUUGUAUUGCGAAAUUCAUGAGGCGGUGUCCUGUUUUUUUUUUUUUUUUUUGAAGGAUAGGGAUGCCUGUACAUAAUUUCUUUAAUUUGUUUUUUAUUCCACUUCAAUUAUCUAACAUAUUGUCGACUGAGGUAAGAGUCUUGCAUUAGCUUGUUAACAUCGACGGCAGGUUUGGAAUGGAGUUGAAAAAAAAACGAAGCCGGAAAAAGGAAAAAAGAAAUAGGGACCUUGUCGAUGAUUUUGUCAAGGGUUCACCUAUUCGUUGUGGGCUUGUUUUUUUUUGUGUUUUUUUUUUCAUAAAUAUUAAAUUAUUAAAAUUGGAGAAAUGAGAGAGAAUGGGAGGAGGAGGAUGCUAACGAGGCGCGGGUUUUCAGCCGGCCUUAGUUUUCACAACUUUUCAGCAAAAAUGAUAAAUCAACCUGUAAAGC